GAACCUGCUGGGCCUGCCAGCAUGGCUAGGAUCGGCACCCCUUCCACGGCCUGCUGGGUGGUGCUGGGCCUGUUCAUGACUUCACGGACUGAGUCUUCCAUACCGAGUAGUGAGUGUCCCCAGCUGUGCGUCUGUGAGAUUCGGCCCUGGUUCACCCCCCAGUCCACCUACAGGGAGGCCACCACGGUUGACUGCAAUGACCUGCGGUUAACUCGCAUCCCCAGCAACCUGUCCAGCGACACCCAGGUGCUGCUUCUGCAGAGCAAUAACAUCGCAAGGACCGUGGGAGAGCUCCAGCAGCUUUUCAACCUGACCGAGCUCGAUUUCUCCCAGAACAACUUCACCAACAUCAAGGACGUGGGGCUGGCCAACCUGAGCCAGCUCACCACUCUCCACCUGGAGGAGAACCAGAUUACAGAGAUGGGCGACUACUGCCUGCAGGACCUCAGCAACCUGCAGGAGCUCUACAUCAACCAUAACCAGAUCAGCACCAUCUCUGCCAACGCCUUUGCCGGCCUGAAAAACCUUCUGCGGCUCCAUCUCAACUCCAACAAGCUGAAAAUCAUCGACAGCCGCUGGUUUGACUCGACGCCCAACUUGGAGAUCCUCAUGAUUGGGGAGAACCCUGUGAUCGGAAUUCUCGAUAUGAACUUCAAGCCACUCUCCAACCUGAGAAGCCUGGUCUUGGCGGGCAUGUACCUCACCGAUGUCCCAGGCAACGCCCUGGUGGGGCUGGACAGCUUGGAAAGCUUGUCCUUCUAUGAUAACAAGCUGGUCAAAGUCCCUCAGCUUGCCCUGCAGAAAGUCCCAAACUUGAAAUUCUUGGACCUCAACAAAAACCCUAUCCACAAGAUUCAGGAAGGGGACUUCAGGAACAUGCUUCGGCUGAAGGAGCUGGGCAUCAACAACAUGGGCGAGCUGGUCUCUGUGGACCGCUUCGCCCUGGACAAUCUCCCCGAGCUCACCAAGCUGGAGGCCACCAACAACCCCAAGCUCUCCUACAUCCACCGCCUGGCCUUCCGCAGCGUGCCGGCCCUGGAGAGCCUGAUGCUCAACAACAACGCCCUGAACGCCGUCUACCAGAAGACGGUGGAGUCCCUUCCUAACCUGCGUGAGAUCAGCAUCCACAGCAACCCGCUGAGGUGCGACUGCGUCAUCCACUGGGUCAACUCCAACAAGACCAACAUCCGCUUCAUGGAGCCCCUGUCCAUGUUCUGUGCCAUGCCGCCCGAGUACCGGGGGCAGCAAGUGAAGGAGGUCCUGGUCCAGGGCGCCAGCGAGCAGUGCCUUCCCAUGAUCGCCCACGACAUCUUCCCCAACCACCUGAACAUGGACGUGGGCACCACCGUGUUCCUCGACUGCCGCGCCAUGGCUGAGCCUGAGCCCGAGAUCUACUGGGUCACGCCCCUCGGGAACAAGGUGACGGUGGAGACCCUCUCAGACAAGUUCAAGCUCAGCAGUGAAGGCACCUUGCAGAUAUGUGACAUCCAGGUCGAAGACUCAGGAAGAUACACGUGCGUGGCCCAGAAUGUGGAGGGAGCGGACACCCGGGUGGCCACCAUCAAAGUCAACGGGACCCUUCUGGACGGCGUCCAGGUCCUGAAAAUCUACGUCAAGCAGACGGAAUCUCACUCCAUUCUGGUGUCCUGGAAGGUCAAUUCGAAUGUCAUGACCUCAAACCUGAAAUGGUCUUCGGCCACCAUGAAGAUUGACAACCCUCACAUAACCUACACCGCCAGGGUCCCUGUGGACGUCCACGAGUACAACCUCACCCACCUGCAGCCGGCCACGGAUUACGAGGUGUGUCUCACCGUGUCCAACGUUCACCAGCAGAUGCAGAAGUCGUGUGUGAACGUCACCACCAAAACCGCCGCCUUCGCUCUGGACAUCUCGGACCAGGAGACCAGCACAGCCCUGGCCGCGGUGAUGGGAUCCAUGUUUGCGGUCAUCAGCCUGGCGUCCAUUGCCAUGUACAUUGCCAAAAGGUUUAAGAGGAAAAACUACCACCACUCCUUAAAAAAGUAUAUGCAAAGAACCUCCUCGAUCCCACUCAACGAGCUGUACCCACCUCUCAUCAACCUGUGGGAGGCAGACAGCGAGAAGGACAGAGACGGGGCUGCGGACGCCAAGCCCACGCAGGUGGACACGUCCCGGAGCUACUACAUGUGGUGA
Elephantulus edwardii (Cape elephant shrew) is the source of this 2172-nucleotide messenger RNA. RefSeq names its product leucine rich repeat neuronal 1 (gene LRRN1). The coding region runs from base 22 to 2172 and encodes 716 amino acids. Gene Ontology annotation, molecular function: protein binding. The record is from RefSeq and is a predicted model, not a curated record. The transcript has a single exon. NCBI's taxonomy places the organism in Eukaryota, Metazoa, Chordata, Mammalia, Macroscelidea, Macroscelididae.